CAAAAUACUUCAAACAACCGUACACCUGACCAAUCCUAAAAUCUUAGCACAAUGGCAGCCGAAAAAGAUUAGGAAGCCUGAGAUGAACACUUCUUGCAAUGGUGAUCUCAACAAAAAUGAGACAGAACAAAAAAGUGAGCUACGGAUUGUCCUGGUUGGAAAGACGGGGGUGGGAAAAAGUACAACUGGAAACACCAUCCUAGGAGAAGAAGUCUUUGAAUCCACCCUCUUAGCUGGAUCUGUAACUAAAGAAUGUAAAAAGGAGUUUAGGAUUAUCAACGGAAGAAAAAUUUCAAUUAUUGACACUCCUGGUCUUUUUGACACACGCAUGACCGAAGAGGAGGUAGAAAAAGAAAUAAAGCAGUGUAUAUCUUUUUCUGCUCCAGGUCCACAUGCCUUUCUAGUUGUAAUUAAAUUGGAAAGAUUUACAAAGGAGAAUGCAAAAACAAUAGAAUACAUAGAGAAAAUAUUUAGUAAGUCAGCUUUAAAUUACACAAUGGUACUGUUCACUCAUGGAGAUCAACUUGAAGGACAGGACAUUAAAACAUUUGUGCACAGCAACCCAGAACUACGAACAGUACUCAGAAACUGUGAGGGACGGCAUUUUGUGAUUGACAAUAAAAAGCAGGAUUUUGCACAGGUUAAAAAUCUACUAGAUCAAAUUGAUGAAAUGGUUAAUGAUAAUAAUGGAGAACACUACACUAAUGACAUGCUUCAAGAGGCAGAGAGAGCAAUUGAGGAAGAGAAAAAACGGAUCCUGAAAGAGAAUGAAGAAAAAUUGCAGAGGGAGAUUGAGGCUCUAGAUCAUAAAUAUCAAGGUUUAAAACUAGAGGAAAUGAAAAUGCAAUUAGCAAAGCUACAGCAGGAAAAGGCAAGAACUGAAGCUGAGAAAAUGAAUUCUUUCCUUUUGAGUGCACUUAUGUUAGCCGUCAAUGUCAUAAAAUUAUGGUUUUCGUCCUAAAAGUUUGAUUUGAUUUUAAAUCAUUACAUUUUCCCAAUGAAAUAUGCUCUCCACUGACAUCCCAGCAGAAUCUCCGAAGAGCCAAUGUUUUCAAACAAUUUUGUUUGCCAAAUGACGGUUCUUAUAUGACAAAAUGGCAAAACUGUACGAAUAGGGAAAUUAAAGAUUGACUGGUUUUAUUUUGUUAUUAUUGUUUUUGCAUGAAAAACAUUAAUAACCAUUUUAAGAUUAUUUGUUUUUUAUGGAGGGUAUAAUUGAUUGUUACACUGACAUUUAGAAACCUGAGUUAAUACGUAUUGCUGAACUGAUUAUUCCAAGUAUGGGAUGAAAAUAUUGGUCUAUGAGAAACGUUGAAAUGUUUUGAUUAUUGUUUUACUGAAUUAUUUUUGGUGAAUUGGU
Molecule: messenger RNA, 1360 nt
Organism: Myxocyprinus asiaticus (Chinese sucker)
Lineage: Eukaryota; Metazoa; Chordata; Actinopteri; Cypriniformes; Catostomidae
Exons: 3
Coding region: 83-961 (292 amino acids)
Molecular function (GO): GTP binding
Source: RefSeq, a predicted model, not a curated record